AUGACACUCGCUUCCAAAGAUUAUCUGCGGAUGGGCGUGCCCAGCGCCCGGAGGCACUCGCAUGCUGGACCUGUGGACCACUAUCAUCAUCUGAAGCUGGAAACGCACUUUGAACUCGGCCCUUUGCCCAUCGUGAUUGCCAGCGUCCACUCGGUAUCCGCCCAGGGCGUACAUACUACCACCAUCUUCACAGCUCUGGCUGUGGAUCAUCCCAUGGCGCUCCUCGGCCUGGACUGGGCUACUAUCCAGAUUGACGGAGGCUUUGAUCGCACCGCUGGCGUCCCGGACUGUGAUCUAGCGCCGAUCUUUGCGAGCACAGGAGCUGUCGUAGAAUCGAUAGGAAGGACAAUCUUCCAUUGUCUCGGUGGCGCGCCUUACGGCUUCUGGCGUCUCGUCAAUGGGCAAAUGGAGCCGUACGAGCCGCCCUUCAUCGUCGACAAGAUCAAGAUGGUGCCAGGUCCUGCCCUUGCUGCGCACAACGUUGCCACCCUUUUCAAGCUCGGAGACGUCGUGGCGUAUAUCCUGGAUCACCAAAACCAGUUCUACGAGCUUGCCGAGCACAUCUUUGUGGCGGAACGCGUCGUUCUCCUCGAUUGGCGCAGCAUCACCUCCUUGUGUGCUUUGCUAGCCAAGGACCGAACCACCAUCGAAGCGCUCGGUGCUGAACUGCUGGACGCGGACGACUGGGAUUUCGUCGACACGAUUGUGAUCAUCCUAGAGCCGCUUCGCGUCUUUAUGGAAAAGUACGAGCGCAUCACCGACAUACCUUCUUCCAUCCUCGCGCCUGAUCUCUUCAUUGCCUUGGCAGACGUCCACGACGCUCGCUAUACCAAUCCGCGGCUCGAGGGGAUCGGCAUCGCACUCGACAUCUUGCACCAUGCCUUGUUUGAGCAGCGAUUCGGGCCAAUCAUCGCUCAAGUAUGGGACUACAAAUGGCAGGAAACGGAGCGACUCAUGGGCACCGUCAAGCGCAUUGCCACAUCCAUCCAAUACCUCGCCACUGGCUCUCCAUCCCUAAUCGCCACAGGCCUCCCCGAAGUCGCUGCUGUACUCGCCUCCACCAACGGCUUCUGCACUGAGAUCCUCGAGAUCGGCCGGGACUACAAUGGCGCAGAGAGGCGAGAGGAGUACGAGGUCAGCAGCGUUGAUGAUCACGGAGGAGAGCUUGUGCGGCUCCUCCGGAAUGUCAACGCUGCUUACCUGGAUCUUUACCGCACAGUGGAGCCGGAUUUGUCUUACGAGGCCAUUCAAAACCUCCACUUUCGGUCCAAGAACGCGUACGAUCUGAUCCAGGCGCUCGAUCGGUACCUCAGGAUGCUCGCUGGUCAGGACGUCAGCCAGUCGAGCAUCAACGCCAAGGUCGAGCUGGCGGUCGAAAAGCGCAUCCAGGCGCUCCGGGGCGCACUAGUUGCGGAAGUGACGGACAAGGUGAUGCGUGAGAUCGGAAGGGGGUCCGGAGGAACCUAG
Dioszegia hungarica is the source of this 1467-nucleotide messenger RNA. RefSeq lists its product as uncharacterized. The coding region runs from base 1 to 1467 and encodes 488 amino acids. NCBI's taxonomy places the organism in Eukaryota, Fungi, Basidiomycota, Tremellomycetes, Tremellales, Bulleribasidiaceae. The record is from RefSeq and is a predicted model, not a curated record. The transcript has 8 exons.